CGGAUUUCACUGCAGAUCGAUGAGUUUAGGAACGCGAGUGUGACGCGGGAUUUUUGAAUAAUCGAAUCAGCGCUGCAAUGCUCUUAAUAUCAAAGGCAUUACCCGAAUAUCGAAUUAAGAGGAUAAUCCUAUAGUUAAUGGAUUCUUUGAGAUUGAACAGGAGCUUCGGAUAGCCUCUCGAUUUUCACAUUGACUCGAGCGAACCGGUACAGCGUACAGUCUCAAACUGAUGGGUUGGCUUGCGGGCUCGCCUCUCACUUCACAGCCCACCGAUUCGAAAGACAAACUCACGUGGACCCAUUCAACACGCGCAUAACCUACUCUCAUAUGUGUGUUUAUGUAUAUUUUCAUCAUAACAAGACACAACGUGUUCAGAUAUAAGCACGUUUUACCGAAUAGUGUCUUCAAAAGUUUAUCGUUAUUGAAAGAUGCAACUUUAAAAUAGCGUAGAUUAAGUUAUAACGAUUAAGUUUGCCAUCAGUUCCCUUUAUAAUGAGUUUACCGGUUGUAAAUUUAACCUCAGACUCCGAUUCUUCGAGUUCGAGUUCCGAAAGCGGAGAUAAUGUCAAUAACAAAGCCAGGAAUUCCCGAAUAAACGCAAGUCAAACCGAUUCUAGUCAUAAUCAAAGAUCAGACUUUCAAAAUGUGCAAGCAACACAUUCAUAUGGCAUUCAAUCAGAUGUCAUUAAAGAUCCUCUUUUCAAAAUCUUAUUCAGAGAUGAGCUCACAUCCAGAAAAUAUCGACAAAGACUCGAAGAUAUCAUAAAAUUUGUGUUGACAAAUGAAGUGGAUGAAAACAUUCAGAAUCAAUCAAGUUUAGUAUUAGACAUAUACGAUCCUAAGUUGGAUAAAGUGUCUACCUCACAGACUCAAGCGGCUCAGAGUUUCAUGCAGGCAGCUCAACAAGGAUCAUCAAACAGUACUAAUUAUAUUCAUCAAAUGGCACAUAGCAACAUCGUUUCAUCCAAUACUAAAAAGAAAAUAAAACAUAAGCGAAAAUUACAACAAAGUGAGGAAUCUACUCCACGAAUUCCAUCCAGUCCCUGUGUACAACAAGCAGUACCGCAAGCCAUAUCACAAGUAGGACAAGAAACACCCAUAGAUGUUUCUCAUAUUAAACUGGAGAAACCAGAUGAUACAAUUCCUUCUGAUUCAAAACAGCAACCAAGUGACAAAAGUGAGUUACCAAAUAGUGAGAAGCCUGUUAUACAGACUCAACAUCCUUCACCAGCACUGCCUACUCUCUCUUUAAUUAAAGAAGUUCCAGAAGCAACUAUAAAUAGCACUAUUGAAAUUAAACAAGAAUCACCACAAAAAAGUAAUCCUUCUAAUAGUGAAAAGAAAUUAGAAGACAGUCAUAAAUUGCAAAAAACUAAUAGACCAAUUCAACAAAGUCCACUGCUACCUCAAAGUUCAGCAACUCCUUCCUCUAUAUUAACCCAAGAAGCUCCAAAAAUACCAACAAAUACCUUAAUGCACUUGCAACCAGACAUACAAAAUAACACUAAUCUUUUAAAUUUUGAAAAGAUUCCAACUUCAGAGAAACUUGAACCUAAAUAUCCUCCACAGCAACAAUAUUCAGAAAUACCUUCACAUAGUACUGCAGAAACUCAUUCCAAGCCAGAGUUAGGAGAGGAUGAUUUUAAUUCCAGAAAGCAUAAACUUGAAUCCCAAGAUAUAAAUGAUUCUUACAACAGUAAGAAACCAAGAAUUGAAACAAAAGAUGAAAUGGACACUAGCUUAACCAAGGGAAUUUAUGAAGUUAUUCUUGACGACAGUAAUUACUCUCAAUUAGAAACAAAUUUAGAAACCUGUUUUGAAAACAGUGCUAUAAAAAUAGGUUCUUAUGGAUACUAUGAUCCGGAUAAAAGUGUAUUUUUGUCAAAAGACGGUUUAUCAUUUGCUAUACAAAAUAUUAAUGGGAGAAGACCAAAAAUUUUAAGCAUAGAAUUAGAUGACAUCCUCAAGGUAUUGGUCCAUUUUUCAAAAAUUAGGCCAGCAUUGUUUUUCUUUGUCACAACAAGAUCUGCGAUACAAAUAAGAACUUUAUUAAGCAUGGAUGAUCCAAGUGGCCCAUAUUUUGAUCCAAAUAGUCUUGAUCUUAAACAUCAGCGAAUAGCUAUUUUACCUGCAAGAAUCAGUGAUGAGUCUGAAGGUAUUUUAAGGGAAUUAUUUAAAAAUAAAGAGAUGGUUGAAAUAAAUGCACAAGUUUCAGACGAUCUCGCUAAUUUAGCAACUACAUCAUACAAAAAUAAAUCGAAACAUUUAUGUAGUAAAUACAAUAAAGAAAUUAGUGAUCCAAUUGGAAGAGAACCUCCUCAUGUAAAUAAUCUGAGUGGUCACAAUACUAAUAACGCAUCAUAUUUUUGUCGUAUUAUUAGAGUAGGCUCUCUAGAAUAUGCAAAAAAGAGAGCAAUGUUAUUAAGUAACAAUGGCUUGAAAUUUUGCGUACCUCAUUUAGACAACGUUUCGCAAAUUGUGACGAUAGAUGUAGAUAUACGCGAUGUUAUAAAAGUAGAAAUUUACUUUUCUAAAUAUAUACCCAUGUUGUUUUUCUAUAUAACAACUAAAGCUGCAAGAAAAAUCCGAAACAAAAUAGGUAUGACUGAUAAAUCGGACUUCUAUCUGGAUCCUGAAGGCGAUGAAACACAAAAUAAAAUAAUUAUCUUACCUCAGACACUAUCAGAAGGUUGUCAUGCCUUAAAAGAAUGGUUCUUGAAAAAAAAAAUAAAGAAAUUGGAUAAAGAAACAGCAAAAGAUAUUCUUGCCAGAUCAUUUAAAAAUAAUAAGGAAAAGAUUUAUAUGACAAUAACAAGAACCAGAGAUUCAUUCUCGGAAGCUAAUAUAUCGAGGCUGGGUGCAGUGGAUGGGUCAGAUAAAAAUGACGAAAGAGUGGUAAAUAGUGAGCAUAACGCUGCCAGAGUAAAAUUUGCAGAAAACAAUGACAACAAAGUGCAGUAUGCUGUAAGUACUGCAAAAAUUAAUACCAAUACAGAACAGAGGAAAACGAAACCUACAGAAGAAGAUGUCGAAACAAUAGAAAUUAUAUCUAAUUCUUGCAUUCGUAUUAAAGCUGAAUGCAUUAAGGUGGGAUCAUACAGGUAUAACAAAGACCCAACGUCCGUAAUAAUAUCAAUUGAAGGGUUAAAUUUUGAUUUACCAAAAAUUCACGACGCAGACGCAAAACAUAAAAUGUACAUAGUUGUGAAAUUGCAUGAAAUAACGGAGCUAUGGUAUUUCUUUUCUAUCAAUACAUGUUUCUUAUUUUUUACGACAACUUCAAUAUGUGCACAAAACAUAAGAACCAUACUAGAAAUGUAUAAUACAGGUGAUAAAGCUGGAUAUUAUGAUCCUGAUUCUGAAAAUCUAUCACAUAAGAGAUUAGCUAUUGUUUUCAACCAGAGCAAUUUUAAAUAUAGAUCAAUAUUAAAAACUAUAUUUUGUAAUCUGAAAGUAAAUUCAAUAAAAGAUUAUAAAACGGCACGUAAAAUGAUGAGGAAUAAACUGUAAACGGGAAAUGAUGACAUGUAAAAAGGACAACGACAGACGUUUGAUAAUUGUGUACAUAAUUUUGUUACUGUUUUAUAAUGAUAAAUAAAAUAUUUUACUUAUAAGAAA
Molecule: messenger RNA, 3618 nt
Organism: Nasonia vitripennis (jewel wasp)
Lineage: Eukaryota; Metazoa; Arthropoda; Insecta; Hymenoptera; Pteromalidae
Exons: 16
Coding region: 493-3510 (1005 amino acids)
Source: RefSeq, a predicted model, not a curated record